AUGGUCCAAUUAAACAAAGUUCCCAGCUUCCUGCUGGACCGUUCGCACCCGCUGGGUUUCUGGGUGACGGAGCUGGCGGACUUCGGUGCGGAUUCUGUGCGCCUCGUUCGGAGAUGCACAAAACCUGACGCCCGCGAGUUCAAAAAGAUCGCCUGGGCCUGCGCUGUUGGCUUUUUGCUGAUGGGCUUUAUUGGCUACGUUGUCAAGCUGGUUUUCAUUCCCAUCAACAACAUUCUUGUGGGGCCGGGGGCCUAG
Molecule: messenger RNA, 255 nt
Organism: Eimeria tenella
Lineage: Eukaryota; Apicomplexa; Conoidasida; Eucoccidiorida; Eimeriidae
Product: protein translocation complex, SEC61 gamma subunit, putative
Exons: 2
Coding region: 1-255 (84 amino acids)
Biological process (GO): post-translational protein targeting to membrane, translocation; protein targeting
Cellular component (GO): Ssh1 translocon complex; membrane
Molecular function (GO): transmembrane protein transporter activity
Source: RefSeq, a predicted model, not a curated record